GAUGGCUCGCUUCGGGGAGGCGGUGGCUGGCAGGCUGGGCUCCGGGGAUGGGGGCUCCGAGCAGAACCGCAGCCGGCAAGGAGCCGCUGCUCCGGCAGGAGGGUCCCCGGGAGCCUUCAAGCAAACCAAAGCGCAGCGAGCCCGGACUAUGGCUCUGUACAACCCCAUCCCUGUCCGGCAGAACUGCUUCACCGUCAACAGAUCAUUGUUCCUCUUUGGGGAAGAUAACAUAGUCAGGAAAUACGCCAAGAAGCUCAUCGACUGGCCUCCCUUUGAGUAUAUGAUCCUGGCAACCAUCAUUGCCAACUGCAUCGUGCUGGCCCUGGAGCAGCACCUCCCAGAGGACGACAAGACACCCAUGUCACGGAGACUGGAGAAGACGGAGCCGUACUUCAUUGGGAUUUUCUGCUUUGAGGCUGGGAUUAAGAUUGUGGCUCUGGGCUUUGUUUUCCACAAGGGCUCAUACCUGCGCAAUGGCUGGAACGUCAUGGACUUCAUCGUGGUCCUCAGUGGCAUCCUUGCCACAGCUGGAACACACUUCAACACACACGUGGACCUGCGCACCCUGCGGGCCGUGCGUGUGCUCAGGCCUCUGAAGCUCGUCUCGGGCAUUCCCAGCCUUCAAAUUGUGCUGAAAUCCAUCAUGAAGGCCAUGGUGCCUCUCCUCCAGAUCGGCUUGCUGCUCUUUUUUGCUAUUCUCAUGUUUGCCAUCAUCGGCCUGGAGUUCUACAGUGGGAAACUGCACCGAGCCUGCUACACAAACAAUUCAGGUGAGCUGGAGGAGCUGGACCCUCCCCACCCCUGCGGGGUGCAGGGUUGUCCGCCAGGCUAUGAGUGCCGGGAGUGGAUCGGUCCCAACGAUGGGAUCACGCAGUUUGACAACAUCCUCUUUGCUGUGCUGACCGUCUUCCAGUGCAUCACCAUGGAAGGGUGGACCACAGUUCUGUACAAUACCAAUGAUGCCUUAGGAGCCACCUGGAACUGGCUAUACUUCAUCCCCCUCAUCAUCAUUGGAUCCUUCUUUGUCCUCAACCUUGUCCUGGGAGUGCUGUCAGGGGAGUUUGCCAAAGAACGUGAGCGCGUGGAGAACCGCCGGGCCUUCAUGAAGCUGCGGCGACAGCAGCAGAUCGAGCGGGAGCUCAAUGGCUACCGGGCCUGGAUAGACAAAGCGGAGGAAGUCAUGCUGGCUGAAGAGAACAAAAACGCUGGGACCUCAGCCUUAGAAGUGCUCAGGCGAGCCACCAUCAAGAGGAACCGGACAGAUGCCAUGAACCGUGACUCCAGCGAUGAGCACUGCGUUGAUAUCUCCUCCGUGGGCGAGCGGAGGCUGGCACAGAGGAGGCCUCUUCAUCCCACAUUGGGUAACCCCCUGAGUCGCUCUGGUCUCAAAGGAGUGGAUGGAGCCUCUUAUUUACGGCACAAGGAGCGGCUCCUGCGCAUCUCCGUUCGCCACAUGGUGAAAUCCCAGGUCUUCUACUGGAUUGUCUUGAGCCUGGUGGCUCUUAACACUGCCUGUGUGGCCAUCGUCCAUCACAACCAGCCAGCCUGGCUCACACACUUCCUCUACUAUGCAGAGUUCCUGUUUCUUGGGCUCUUCCUCCUGGAGAUGUCCUUGAAGAUGUAUGGGAUGGGGCCACGCCUCUACUUCCAUUCUUCAUUCAACUGCUUUGACUGUGGGGUCACAGUGGGAAGCAUCUUUGAAGUGGUUUGGGCCAUCUUCCGACCAGGGACCUCUUUUGGGAUCAGUGUCCUACGAGCCCUUCGCCUCCUGCGAAUAUUUAAAAUAACCAAGUACUGGGCAUCCUUGAGGAACUUGGUGGUCUCGCUGAUGAGCUCCAUGAAGUCUAUUAUCAGCCUGCUCUUCUUGCUCUUCCUCUUUAUUGUAGUCUUUGCCCUGCUGGGAAUGCAGCUGUUUGGAGGGGGGUUUAAUUUCAUUGAUGGGACACCAUCAGCCAACUUUGACACUUUCCCUGCGGCCAUCAUGACAGUGUUCCAGAUCUUGACGGGUGAGGACUGGAACGAGGUGAUGUACAACGGCAUCCGCUCCCAGGGAGGUGUUCGCUCUGGCAUGUGGUCCUCCAUCUAUUUCAUCGUCCUCACCUUGUUUGGGAAUUAUACUCUGCUGAAUGUCUUCUUGGCCAUUGCAGUGGACAACCUGGCUAACGCUCAGGAGCUCACCAAGGACGAGCAGGAGGAAGAAGAGGCCUUUAACCAGAAGCAUGCCCUUCAGAAAGCCAAGGAAGUCAGCCCCAUGUCUGCCCCCAACAUGCCUGCUAUUGAGCGGGAGCGGCGCCGGAGGCACCACAUGUCGGUGUGGGAGCAGCGCACCAGCCAGCUGCGCCGGCACAUGCAGAUGUCCAGCCAGGAGGGCAUCAAUAAGGAUGAGCCACCUCUCAUCAACCCACACGCCAGCAUCUUCCGCCGCAAGAAACCAGGGGACGGCGUUGCCUUGGAGAAGUGCGAUGAGGAGCAAGGUGGCAAGGGAGAGCGGCCGCCGGCUGAGGGUACCGAGCAGCCGGCCCCAGGGACCAACCCAGGCGGUGGGGAGGACAGGAGGAGCCCAUCGCCCCGCUCCAGGAGGGACAAGGAGAUGUGGCAACACAAAGCGUGCCACGGGAACUGCGAGCCGGGUGAGGAAGGGGCAGGAGGUGGCAUUGAGGAGAGGGCGCGGAUGAGGCAGAGCCAGCGGCGCAGCCGGCAUCGGAAAGCCAGGAUGGAGGGGAAGGAGCCGACUGGAGCCCUGGAGAGCCGUGCGGGCAGCCAGGAGAUGGGGCUGGAAGAGCCCUGCCCCGCAGAGGGGAUGCAGGAUGGGGAGCGGCGUGGGGAUGCUGCUGCAGCACUGGACCUGAUUCAGGGCGAGCCGGAGGCGAGCGGGGACCCCACCAGGACCAAUGGGGCUCCAACCGAGGAGGGAAGCAUUCCAGCAUCAGCCCCUGAGCCCCCCCGGGGGAUGGAAGGCAGCCUGGGUGAGCAGGACUGCAGCAGCCCAGACACCAGUGAGCAGGCCCUGCUAGGGGGGGCGGCACUGGGGGCCAGCCGCACUGUCAGCCGCAGUGAGCCUGACCUGUCCUCCGUCACCGCCAACACCGAAAAGGCCACUGAGAGCACCACCAUCAUGAUUGAUGUCCAAGACUCCACUGUGGUACAGAUUAGCAACAAGACCGAUGGAGAAGCCAGCCCCUUGAAGGAGGCUGAGAGCAAAGAGGAUGAGGAGGAGAUGGAGAAGAAGAAGCGGAAGAAGGAGAAGAGCGAGACAGGCAAAGCGAUGGUGCCACACAGCUCCAUGUUCAUCUUCAGCACCACAAACCCGGUGCGCAGAGCCUGCCACUACAUUGUGAACCUGCGCUACUUCGAGAUGUGCAUCCUGCUGGUCAUCGCCGCCAGCAGCAUCGCCCUCGCGGCUGAGGAUCCCGUCCUCACCAACUCCGACCGUAACAAAGUGCUGAGGUAUUUUGACUAUGUUUUCACUGGUGUGUUCACCUUCGAGAUGGUUAUCAAGAUGAUCGAUCAGGGAUUGAUCCUGCAGGAUGGCUCCUACUUCCGAGACCUCUGGAACAUCCUAGAUUUCAUCGUGGUGGUGGGAGCUCUGGUGGCCUUCGCCUUGGCGAAUGCUUUGGGGACCAACAAGGGUCGGGAUAUCAAGACCAUCAAGUCUCUCCGUGUGCUGCGGGUCUUGAGGCCCCUGAAAACCAUCAAGAGGCUGCCGAAGCUCAAGGCUGUCUUCGACUGCGUUGUGACGUCCCUCAAGAACGUUUUCAACAUCCUCAUUGUCUACAAGCUCUUCAUGUUCAUCUUUGCUGUCAUUGCUGUCCAGCUAUUCAAGGGGAAGUUUUUCUACUGCACUGACAGCUCUAAGGACACAGAGAAGGACUGCAUAGGGAACUACGUGGACCAUGAGAAGAACAAGAUGGAGGUGAAGUGCCGGGAGUGGAAACGACAUGAGUUUCACUAUGACAAUAUAAUCUGGGCGUUGCUCACCUUGUUCACAGUCUCCACUGGCGAGGGUUGGCCACAGGUGCUGCAGCAUUCGGUGGAUGUGACGGAGGAGGACCGUGGGCCCAGCCGCAGUAACCGCAUGGAGAUGUCCAUUUUUUACGUCGUCUAUUUUGUGGUCUUCCCUUUCUUCUUCGUCAACAUUUUUGUGGCUCUCAUCAUCAUCACAUUCCAAGAGCAAGGAGACAAAAUGAUGGAGGAGUGCAGUCUGGAGAAGAAUGAGAGGGCCUGUAUUGACUUUGCCAUCAGUGCCAAGCCUCUCACACGCUACAUGCCCCAGAACCGGCACACCUUCCAGUACCGGGUCUGGCAUUUUGUGGUCUCCCCAUCCUUUGAGUAUACCAUCAUGGCCAUGAUUGCUUUGAACACUGUGGUGCUGAUGAUGAAGUACUACUCUGCUCCAUACACCUAUGAGCUGGCCCUGAAGUACCUGAACAUCGCUUUCACCAUGGUGUUCUCUUUGGAGUGCGUCCUUAAGAUCAUUGCUUUUGGCUUUCUGAAUUAUUUCCGGGACACCUGGAAUAUCUUUGACUUCAUCACCGUCAUUGGCAGCAUCACAGAGAUCAUCCUGACAGACACCAAGCUGGUAAACACCAGCAGCUUCAACAUGAGUUUCCUGAAGCUCUUCCGGGCGGCUCGGCUCAUCAAGCUGCUGCGCCAGGGUUACACCAUCCGCAUCCUGCUGUGGACAUUUGUGCAGUCCUUCAAGGCUCUCCCCUAUGUCUGCCUCCUAAUCGCGAUGCUUUUCUUCAUCUAUGCCAUCAUUGGGAUGCAGGUUUUUGGCAACAUCAAACUAGAUGAGGAAAGCCACAUUAACCGGCACAACAACUUCCGCAGCUUCCUGGGCUCCCUCAUGCUUCUCUUCAGGAGUGCCACUGGUGAGGCAUGGCAGGAGAUCAUGCUCUCCUGCCUGGAGGGCAAAGGCUGCGAGCCAGACACAACGGCGACAUCCGGGCAGAAUGAGAACGAGCGCUGUGGCACCGACCUGGCCUACGUCUAUUUUGUCUCCUUCAUCUUCUUCUGCUCGUUCCUGAUGCUCAACCUGUUUGUGGCAGUCAUCAUGGACAAUUUUGAGUACCUGACACGAGAUUCCUCCAUCCUGGGACCUCACCAUCUAGAUGAAUUUGUCCGGAUCUGGGCAGAGUAUGACAGAGCAGCGUGUGGCCGAAUCCAUUACACUGAGAUGUAUGAAAUGCUGACUCUUAUGUCACCACCGCUAGGCCUCGGCAAGAGAUGUCCUUCCAAAGUGGCCUAUAAGAGAUUGGUGCUGAUGAACAUGCCCGUGGCUGAGGACAUGACGGUCCAUUUCACCUCCACCCUGAUGGCGCUGAUACGCACCGCCCUGGACAUCAAAAUUGCCAAAGGUGGUGCAGAUUGGCAGCAGUUAGACUCUGAGCUUCAAAAGGAGAUCCUGACCAUUUGGCCUCACCUGUCCCAGAAGAUGCUCGACCUGUUGGUACCCAUGCCAAAAACUUCUGACCUGACUGUUGGCAAAAUAUAUGCAGCCAUGAUGAUUAUGGAUUACUACAAGCAGAGCAAGGCGAAGAAACAGAGGCAGCAGCUGGAGGAGCAGAAAAACGCGCCCAUGUUCCAGCGCAUGGAGCCAUCCUCUUUGCCACAGGAAAUCAUCUCCAAUGCAAAGGCUCUGCCUUACCUCCAGCAGGACACCCUCACGGGGCUGAGCAGCCGAAGUGGGUUCCCCUCGCUGAGCCCGCUCUCACCACAGGAGAUCUUCCAGCUGGCGUGCAUGGAUCCAGCCCAGGGGCAGUUCCAGGAGCACCAGUCUCUGGAGCCAGAGGUUAGGGAGUUUCAAAGAGUGCAACCCUCUAACCGUGGCAGCUACCUUCCUGUGGACACUCAGGACCACGCUGUCUCUGGGAGGGCCUCCUCCAUGCCUCGUCUCACUGUGGAUCCCCAGGUGGUGACGGACACCAGCUCGAUGAGGCGGUCGUUUUCCACCAUCCGAGACAAACGCACCAACACCUCCUGGCUGGAUGAGUUCUCCAUGGAGCGCAGCAGCGACAACACCUACAAGUCCCGCCGGCGCAGCUACCAUUCCUCGCUCCAGCUCUCUGCCCGGCGCCUCAACGCUGACUCAGGCCACAGGUCCGAGGGGCACCGCUCGGGUGGCAGGGAGCGGGGCCGAUCCAAAGAGCGCAAGCACUUGCUGUCCCCUGACAUCUCCCGCUGCAACUCAGAGGAGAGGAGUCCCCAGGCACACGAUGAGUCUCCAGAGCGGCGGCGUGAGUCCCGGUCCCCCAGCGAGGGCAGGUCACAAACGCCCAACAGGCAGGGAACGGGCUCCCUGAGUGAAAGCUCCAUCCCCUCCAUCUCGGACACCAGCACACCCCGGCGAGGCCGCCGCCAGCUCCCACCGGUGCCCCCAAAACCGCGUCCCCUCCUCUCCUACGCCUCCAUGCUGCGGCACGCUGCCGGAGACGCCUCACCACCUCCCGACGAGACCGAAGGGGGGUCCCCGCUCCUCUCCAAGGAGCCCAACGCCGCCGGCCUGACCGAGUCUUCCAGCUCCCCAGCGGGGAAGCCGAGCCGGCCGUCCACCCCGCAGCGUUACAUCUCAGAGCCCUACCUGGCCCUGCACGACGACUCGCACGCCUCGGACUGCGGCGAGGAGGAAACGCUCACCUUCGAGGCGGCCGUGGCCACCAGCCUGGGUCGUUCCAACACCAUUGGCUCAGCUCCACCUCUGCGGCACAGCUGGCAGAUGCCCAACGGGCACUACAGGAGGAGGAGGCGAGGGGCCGGGCAAGGCGUGAUGUGCGGGGCCAGCAUCGACGUGCUCAGUGACACUGAGGAAGAUGACAAGUGCUAGAGGUUGCGUCCCCGCCGCUGCCGCCCCGCCGCCCUGCCCUCUCCAAUGCAUGCUCUUCGCCACGCCUGGGAAUGAAACGAAACCAAAACCAAACGCAAAGGGGGAAGUUAAAAAAAAAAAAA
Messenger RNA from Phasianus colchicus (ring-necked pheasant), 6945 nucleotides. Lineage: Eukaryota; Metazoa; Chordata; Aves; Galliformes; Phasianidae. The record is from RefSeq and is a predicted model, not a curated record.